Suillus paluster is the source of this 186-nucleotide messenger RNA. RefSeq lists its product as uncharacterized. The record is from RefSeq and is a predicted model, not a curated record. NCBI's taxonomy places the organism in Eukaryota, Fungi, Basidiomycota, Agaricomycetes, Boletales, Suillaceae. The transcript has a single exon. The annotation marks the transcript as partial.
AACCAUGCAUCAUCUCAACUCAACAUCAACAUUAUAGAUCAAUACAUAAUCAGCGAGCAGAGCACAGGGCGCUACUCUCGCGCAUACUCAAUAUCGGAAUUAGAAUCCAUAAUCGGCCCCUUCCGCAUGUCCCCACUCGGUCUCAUACCGAAACCAAACUCCAUGAAGUUCAGACUCGUGCAGGAC